Molecule: messenger RNA, 2872 nt
Organism: Pyrgilauda ruficollis (rufous-necked snowfinch)
Lineage: Eukaryota; Metazoa; Chordata; Aves; Passeriformes; Passeridae
Gene: UBXN11
Product: UBX domain protein 11
Exons: 11
Coding region: 1-2241 (746 amino acids)
Biological process (GO): proteasome-mediated ubiquitin-dependent protein catabolic process
Molecular function (GO): ubiquitin binding
Source: RefSeq, a predicted model, not a curated record
AUGGCGGCGGGGGAAAGCCCUGAGGGGUCUGGGGGUUCUGGGCCAGCAGCUUUUGGUGACGCCCCCGUCCAGAGCCGUUCCUGUGGCUCCCCUCUCGCACACACAGCCAGGAGCCAAGGGGUUUCCACCCGAAAAGUCCUCCCUGCUGUGGGAGACCAGCAGCCCUGCUCACAGGUAUUUGUGCUUUCAGGUGCAGCUCACGCUGACGUGGAGCUCACGUCCUCCCUGGCAGAAAAAAUCUCUCUGUUGGAAGAAAAGAUAGAGAAACAAGCACAAGAAAUCCAGCUGAAGGACAGGAGGAUUGCUGAGCUGCAGGAGAAGAUAAAGACUCUUCAGGAAGGAGAAGAUGUUUCUGAGCCGUGCACCUCAGGAGAGCUGGAGGUGAGGUGCCUUCAGCUGCAGAGGCAGGUGUGGGAGAUGGAGGUGAGGCUGCUCUGCUUGCCCCGAGCCUCCCCUUUGCUUUGGGGUCACUGCAGUCCCAGCCUGGCCUUUUCCAAGCUGCCCCUUUGGUCCUCACAGCCCUUCAGCUCUGAGAAGGAGCAGGCUGGAUGUGAGCAGGAGAAGGUUUUACACACCCAAACCCCUGUGCCUCCUGCCAGCUUCAUCCCGAUUUCCAGGGCUGCAGCUCCUGCAGCCUUGGGAGGUUCCUCUGACUUUCCCCCUCCCUUUCCUUGCUGUCACUGCCCUGCCAGGGCCAAGCAGCCCCAAGACAAACCUGCUCCACCUCCCCCAGGCACAGCUGACCCCUCCCGGGCUCCUUUUCCCAGUUUUGAGGCUCUGGCUCUGCUCCUGCAGCGGUUCCUGAGUGACUACGGUCUGCUUUGGGUUGGAGAGGCACGGGAGCUGCUGGAGGACACGGAAUCCACCCGGGAUGGAGAGGAGCUGCCAGCAGGGAGCCUCUGCAGGCCGGGUGAGGCCGUGCUUUGCAAACAGCAGAUUGAUUUUGAUUUAAUCCUGGAGAACAUCAAGGAUUUGAACUCGCUGGUGGCAGAGGGCGUUUCUCAGAUCGAGCACACGGCCCGGGGGGCUCGUUUGAGGUGGCCAGAGCCCCUCCCUGUGACCCUGUACCGAAAUGGGAUCACCGUGGGACACGGAGCCUUCCGGCCCUACCAGCACCCAGCCACGCAGCAAUGCCUGCAGGACAUCAUGGAUGGUUAUUUCCCCUCCGAGCUGCAGCCUCGCUACCCCGACGGUGUCCCCUUGCAGGUCACUGACAGGAGGGACGUGGUGUUUCAGGAGCCAGACCUUCCCGGGAGCUUUCCUGGCCUUGGCCAGGUGGUGGGUACUUCAGAAUCCAGCAGAGUGCAGGAAACCUCCAAGAUCCCAGGUAAAAUCUUGAACCUGCCUCGAAAAUGCUGCUCCUUCUUGAGGAGGAGGAUUCUUAAACCUUGCCAGGGCAGUGCAGGUGCACUGGCUGCUCUCCACUCAUCUGACACUCACCUGCUUUGCUUGCAGGGCUCUGAUGGGCAGCAGAGCAGCAGGGAAAUCCUGGUGGAAACACCUGGGCUGGCUGCCCUGGAGAGGUACAGGUACAGCCCCCCUCCCCCUGCCCUGUCAGGAUCUCCUCUUCCUCCUGUUCCAUCACUGCAGGUUUAUUUUCCCGACAGCAAGCCAAGGCCUAAGAGUUUGUCACCACUGAAGGAGCUCUUUGCAGUCAUGUUAAAUGGAGAACCCCUCCAGGAAACUGUGGGCGAAGCACUUACCAGACAGCCCUGGUUUGAAAUGAAAAAGCUAAAAAAGGCCCAUAACCCUCCUGAAGGCACCUUCAGGCUGGGAGAGCACAGCAGCAGUUUGGGCUGUGGGUUGGUCUGGGUGCUCAGACACGGCCUCACUCACCUCGAGGACAUUCCCAAACACAACUCUGCCCUGCUCUGGUCACGGAGGCUCUGCCUGCUGCGUGGAGCUCCCUCCUGGGCUGACAGGGCUCUCUGGCCCAGGGUGAAGCCAGCUGAGCAGGCUGGAGCUCCUGAGCUCUGCACCCUGCGCGUCAGGUCCGAGAGCGGGGAGCAGACGUACGAGCUGAGGAUGCUGCUCACGGACACCAUCGGGGACCUGCGCCAGCACCUGGCCCACAUCAGGGGUGGAAACUCGGACUAUGAGAUCAUCAGCACCUUUCCCCAGAGGGUGUACACGGACAGCUCCAGGAGCCUGCAGGAAUGUGGGCUGGUCCCCAGGGCCUCCCUGCUGCUCCGCAGGAGAGACCCCCCCCAGCAGCAGGGCAGGGGGCUGCAACCAGCCUAAAGCUGCUCACCCCCAGCUCUGCAGGGAGGGAGCUGCCUCUCACCUUACCCGACCUGCCCUGGCUGGGAAAAAGGGAGAGGUUUUCUUUCCAGAUUCAGUUUCACUGUGCCACUGCCUGGAUGGAGAAGAGCUGGGAGCAGCCUUUGGCAGAGGGGCCAGCCCAGUCCUGCUGUUCCCCAGCACAGGGACACUUCCACCAGCUCACCUGGGCUCCAGGCCUGGCUCCUCACCUCUGUGCAGGUUACACAGGCUGACCCCUGCCCAGGGGAGCCUGCCAGCCUCACCCCAGCACUGGGCAGUUGUUUGCUGUGCCCGGGGACUGGAGCAGCAGGAUGGACACACAGCCAGGGGCAGUUUGCUUUCUGCACACAGCUGCUCCCUACAGAUCUCACCUGCGCUGGCAGCAGGGCACAGACAGGCUCAGUUCCACGGUCUGUGCCGGAGCUAAACCUGAAGGCCUUGAGCCAUUGCAGUGCUGGGGCUGAGCCAGGCUCGGCUCAGCCGGGAGAUCCUGCUGCUGGCUUUCCUGUACGUGCACAGCUCCUUCCCUUGGACAGCCCCCAGCUGCAGCGGGGCCCCGGCUCCAGCCUGCCUGGAGGUACCCGCCCUCCUCCUCCUCCUCCCCGGCUGG